AUUUGAAGGCACUUCUUGAGCCUGCAGGCCUGGCAUUGAUUCCGAUGCGCCUUGUCGACGAUGCAGCGUCCCGUGCCCGCCUGGCAGCUGCAAUCAAAAUAUAAUAACGAGAUUUCUUGUGUCAAAAAUUGCAACAUUUGUCAAAUCCGACCGGAACAGAACACAAAGGAGCAGACUAACACUAACGUCAACGGACCGGAAUGCCAGCCGCCAAUAGACGGAGGACAAAAGCACUUCAGAGUCUGUGCUUUAGUUCGUCAGCAGGCAGCAAAAGGAUCCAUCCACUACCCACAAUCCGCAACCUUCUCUUCCAUCGACCUUUCGGUCUUUGUUCGCCGCCUCUCCUACUGGUCCUCUGCCCUUUGCACUUGUGGAACAUAAUCAAAUCAAGCCCGAGAGGCCAUGUGCUGUGCCCGUUAGCCACUAUGUAUGACUCCGUGCCGCAGAGCACCACCCAACCAUCCAUCCAUCCAACCAUCCAACCAGUCGCCAGUCGGACCACUUUAGCUUAGUGUCUAGUCAUCACUGCCUCUCCUCGCACUCUAAGCCCGUGCCAAAACUCAAAGAUGGACAAUUUCCUACCGAAUUCCAACUUUUAUCCCAUUUUAUGUGUAUUUUGGCGCCUCUGCUAAUAUCAGCUAACUCACAAAGCACUUAAGUAAAUGUAUCCAGGAAAUA
Messenger RNA from Drosophila pseudoobscura, 678 nucleotides. RefSeq lists its product as uncharacterized. The transcript has 2 exons. NCBI's taxonomy places the organism in Eukaryota, Metazoa, Arthropoda, Insecta, Diptera, Drosophilidae. The record is from RefSeq and is a predicted model, not a curated record. The coding region runs from base 61 to 381 and encodes 106 amino acids.